AUGUGGCUGUUUGGGCGAAGACGCAGAAAGGCCGCUAAGUUCAAAGACGGACCCACUGAGGUUACAGACAGGAAGCGGCCUGUCGCAGAGCAAACCAACACGAUUCAGACCAGCAAUGGACCGCGACGAGGGCCUAGCCAGCGCCAGCGCCGCAGAAGGGGUAGUUCACGCUCCACUACCGCCUCGAUGCGCGACGUUGAAAAGUCGCUUCCCGAGCCCGCCUUUGCGAAAGAGUGGCCCCCGUCGAGCGCCGAAGACAUCACCGCCCUGCCCAACCAGCACCGCCUUGCUCACAGCCCGCACCUGCGCCCAAUAACGCAGGAACACGCCGGCAUCCCCUACAACUUCCACUCCUCGCACUCCCACCAAAGCCUGCCGCCCUCUGCAAAGGACCGUGGCAAGCUCCAGCGACCCCAGUCCAUGCGCAGGGAUCCGCCUACUGACUCUUCCCUGGUCCGCCGCAAGUCGAGCAAGAGGCGAAAAGAACAUGAUCACGUCCGCGAGGAGGAGAUCCGCGCCAUGUCAUUCCCCAUGCCUCAGAAACGUCCCGCUGCCAACUCUGGAGGCAUGCUCCGCCGCGACAGCAAGAAGGUCAAGGGCGCCCUGAACCACCGUUUCGAGCGUCCCACGUCCAACGUAUCGCUGCCCCUCGAAAACUCCAUCCAUUCAUCCAUGUCGGGCAAUUCAGAGAACCGUGCCUUCCGCGUGAGUGCACUCGACAUGUUCUCACCACGGCCAACCAUCCGCGUCUCCGUCGGCUCCAACUACUACGGCAGUGACCGCAUGUCACCCAACACCUACAGCGAAAAGUCCACACGUCGACCCAUCAGCAGCAGUGCAGACGAGAAGGCGAGCAGGAGGACAAGCCGCAUCGACGACCUCGCCGACGAACUCGAUGCCGGUGCCUUACGCGAUAUCCUAGAACGAGACAAGAGACGGAGAGAAAAGAAGGCAAAGGCUGACCAGGAGCGGUUACGGAGAAGACUAGAACGUCGUACAGAGAAACAGAAUGCCAUUGAGGCAAGAGGAACGCCUGCCACCCCCCGCAAGGAGGGUACAGGCAUGGUUGGUCUUGGUAUCGAGCGAGAGGCGCCUGCUCCCAUGGAAAACGUCCGCCCAUUUACACCACCUCAGCCGCAGCGGCUGAACAUGCCUGUCACGCCUCGUACCAAUGACAAUACCCAGCUGCCGACACCGCUGGAAAGCCCUACUGAAGAGCCUGUAGUAUCUAAUGCUCGGGAAAUUCGUUACUCAAAAGGCAGUGCUUCCGCACACGUACAUACCCGCGGCCCAUCCAACGCCUCGAUUCUACCCGAGCUCAUCUCGGAGAAGCUCGCAAACGAUAUGCCUGUAGACUCUAUUGAGCAUGGACCCGAUCCCACUCGAAGCGGCUCGCUGCAUCCCAUUGACACCACCGAUACCUUUGUCACUUCAAAGCCGGGCUCUUCUACACGCCGGCGUAGCUCAGAGGGCAGACGUAUGGGUGUAUUUGCAUCACUAUUCCGACGAGGGAAGCGCAAUUCACAAGAACAAGCACGACCCACGCCAUCCGAAAUCUCCUUUUCCAACACUUCGCGCGAGUCCAUGUCUCGCCAACCUCUCCCAGCUCAUUUGGUUGGAACGGCACCUCCUACUCAACCUAUCCAAAUUCGGAGACCUUCCAGCGUACCCCGACGGACAAUGUCCAAAUUUAGAGAGGAUCUCCCAGAAUUUCCUCUAUCACCCCCAGAUUCACGCGUGCAGUCACCAGAAGUCCCCUCAACGAGCAUCAUUGCUGCCCGCCGAAGAAGCCAACAUCUUUCAGAACUCCAGGUUGGGUCGCUUCCCGGAGAUCGAUCUGAUUCUCCUGUCAGUCCAGGUGCACCCAUCAACGUCAUGUCACAAUCGCUCGCCUCAGUCGACUCCGAGGGAUCUUGGCUCUCUGGCCGACCACCAAAGCGAUCGUCAAACAGAUCGCAGAUGCGCUCCAGUCUGACGUCUUCUGCCGCGCUACGGAACGACGAUUUCAAUGCGUCCUACGAGGAGUUGGGCAUGGCCGACGAUGAAUACUUCAAGAGAUUGACCCCGCUGCCAGACCACAGAGGCCGAUCCCCUUAUGCAAGCGACGAUCGGGGACGCAAGGCUAGCAGCACGCUUAUGACGCUAGAUGCUGCGGCUGAGUCCGACGAGGAGGUUGCGCCUCCAUCCGAAGACCUGCCACCUGCUCAAGAAGGAGAAUUCGUCCAGAACAGUGUCGGUCGUCAGCCUACCAUUAUCCACCGUCGGCCCCGCGUCAAGUCUACUGAAGGCCUCCUCAGCAUGUUUCUAGACGACACGGAGGAUACAUCAUCCAAGGUUGCCGAUGUUGGGCAAGAGUCACCAGACUCAGGCUCACCAACUUCGCCAACGUCGGAGGAACCAGUGCUGGUACAGCGCGCUAAGAGCGUCGAUCUCGGUAAAGGCCAUGGUCACGUUCGUCACCUCAGCGCUGGUUCCGCAAGACUUCUAGAUAUCCAGAAGCGAUCGGGUACACCAGUACACGGCCGGUCGCCCAGGAUGUCUGAGCAGGAGUAA
Messenger RNA from Alternaria burnsii, 2553 nucleotides. RefSeq lists its product as uncharacterized. The record is from RefSeq and is a predicted model, not a curated record. Lineage: Eukaryota; Fungi; Ascomycota; Dothideomycetes; Pleosporales; Pleosporaceae. The transcript has a single exon. Bases 1 to 2553 code for a protein of 850 amino acids.